Messenger RNA from Schistocerca gregaria, 11125 nucleotides. RefSeq names its product gastrula zinc finger protein XlCGF7.1-like. The record is from RefSeq and is a predicted model, not a curated record. Bases 275 to 1204 code for a protein of 309 amino acids. The transcript has 5 exons. Gene Ontology annotation, biological process: regulation of transcription by RNA polymerase II. Gene Ontology annotation, molecular function: RNA polymerase II transcription regulatory region sequence-specific DNA binding; DNA-binding transcription factor activity, RNA polymerase II-specific. NCBI's taxonomy places the organism in Eukaryota, Metazoa, Arthropoda, Insecta, Orthoptera, Acrididae. Gene Ontology annotation, cellular component: nucleus.
CUGCAUCUCCCUUUGCUCUAUCUUCCUUGAUUCGAAUUUGUAUAUUUGUGCAAAUAUAUCUGCACAAAUUUUCGUUAGACAGGUUACGAUUUGUCUGCGCAGAUAUUUGCUAAAGAUGGUGAGUUCCGAAGAUGAUCUAGGAAAACAAAUGACGGUAGACAACUCGUGAAACUGAUUGGUGAAUUUUGCUAAACGUCAACAGAAGUUUUGCUUGUCUGCUGUGACAGCGGCAUCACAACAAACGGUUGUGUGCUUGACAGUUAGGAGCAAGAAGAUGCCGAAUGAGGUCGAGGAAGAUAUAUUUGCAAAUUCAGCCAAGAAUGUGUUCGGUGAUGACACAUCCUGUUGCUACGAUCUGCCUCCAGAUCUGGAAGACUUGUUGCUUUUUGGCAACAAUGUGAAUCUUCUUGAUGAAAUUGCCGCACUUGCACAAAUAAGCGAAGAGGAGAUAGAAAGUUUGGCAUCAGGUGCAGAUAAACAGAUUUCACCGCUUUCCCAAGCAUCGGAUACUGGAGACUCGAAUGGUGACAAUCAGAAACAAAAGCCUGUUCCCUGUCCUUUAUGCUCUAGACCUUUUUUAAACAGAAGUAGUUUGACUUAUCAUAUUCGCACUCACCUCGGAGUGCACCCAUUCCAGUGCAGAUACUGCUCCAAAGGCUUUGUGCGCAGAGAUACUAUGCUAGUGCAUGAGACAGAGCACACAGGCAUGAAACCAUUUGUUUGUGAUUCGUGCAAUAAAUCUUUUCCAACCAUGGCUGUGCUCAGGAAGCAUGCUGCUACACAUGCAGGGAAGAAACCUCACAGCUGUGAUGUUUGCCACAAGAAUUUCAGCUCAAGAGGUAACCUGAAUCAGCACAUGAAAAAACACACGGCUGUUAGGCCAUUUUCUUGUGAACAAUGUUCAAGAAGUUUUGUAUUUAGGGGUGACCUGCACGUUCAUCUCAAAAUGCAUGCUGGAAUCAGGCCACACAAAUGUAACUACUGUUUAAAGACAUUCAGCAGCAAAGGUAACCUCAACCAACAUCUUAAGAUGCAUUCGGAUUCAACAUCUUAUGUUUGCACUACAUGUUCCAAGGUCUUCACCAUAAGAUCAUGUUUUGAGGAGCAUAUGAAAGGUCAUGCAGCUGUUAAAACUGAAGAAAAAUGUACAAAAGAUUGUGCUGCUGUGAGUCAAGAGGAACAUACAAAAGAUAAGACUGAAUAAACAUUCACAUAUAUUUCCAAAAUGUAAUUUGUCAUUGUUUCGAUAUAUGGGAGAUUUGUGUAAGGCUGACUAUUCUGAUUAUGAAUAACUUGGUGUUAUAUACUACUUUUCUAAAUGUCAGUAGUCUUAGUAUAUCUGUGAACAUUUGGUUGUGAUUUAGUAUAUAAGCUUGCUUUUAUUUAUCUACUGCUGUGGAGACCAUGACAGUUUUCAAAACUUGAUGCCAAAUGUAUCAUGGCAGUAUGACAGACUUUCAAGGUAGUGUGGAGUCUAACAAACUGCUUGUUUCUUAAAUUAAAAUUAUUUACUUAAUGGGAAGUUAUAUGGGUUGGGAAAGGGGAAGAUGACAGAUGUUGUCAUAAAUAUGCAGUGUCACUAAAUUUUACGUCUCCAGUUGCUACAUGGCUCUUUUCUUCAAAGAUCAGUUAUGAUGUGUUGUCUCAAUCACUAUGUAUUACUCACUAUUCCUUUUGCUUCUUGGUUUCAUGUGAACUUAGAUUUAUUUUAUUAAAUUUUUGUUCUGUAUUUUCUAAAAUUAUAAACAAAACAAAGUUCAAAGUGCCACAUUGGAAGGAUCUGUCAUGGUAAUGUGGCCCUCAUUAUCCUAAUAUGUGCAAUAUGAUCAUUUUUGCUCAAAAAUGGUCUAAAGUAAUUCAUAAGAUUUCUUGCAUUUAACCAUGCACUUCUGCAUGGCUUAAAGGCAGAAUUCUCUUCAUCUUUCCUGACAGAUCUUCAUGUGAGGCAGCAAAAUUUCCAUAAUGAGUAAUUCUGUGGGCUAUUUCCCUAUUUCUGAUGUCAAACUUGGGCUAAAUGUUAAUGCGGAAUGAGUUUCCCUGUGAAAUUGUCAGACAGGGUUGCCCGGUUAAGUUUUCAUUAAGAAUGAAGUUUGUGGGCAGCUUGAUAAUCAGGACAAAUUUUUUGUUUUUGUGUUUAACAUGAUGUAGUUAAGUUAUUUAUUAUAAACCAUCAUAAAUUUAAGUCUCAAAAUUUCUGUCUUAGGUUGAUGGAGGUACAGCAUGGCAGCAUUACAAAAUGCAUUUUGCUUCCUUAAAUCAGACUAGCAAAUACAAAACUGUCUAAUUCUUUUCUCUUUGAUGUGUAAUUAUACAUGUGUACUGUGUCAUCAAUAUGUGAACAGUACAUGUAGGAGCAAUGUUAUUUCACUGGUAUCAUACUACCUUUGUAGUAAUGGGAUGGGACAUUUUGAUGUUACGUCACAGCUUUUUUGCGUCCAUGGUACUGGUCCAUCAGUUGGGAUGAAUGAAGUGUAAGUAUGUAGCUAAAUGUAUUUAAAAUGUGCCUAAAUGCUGUCUACUAAAAUUCCAUAGCACAAAGUAUUAUUAGGCACACUAGAUAUGUUUUCUUAUCUGUAAAAGAGGUGCUUGAUUCCUUUUAUUAUAUUCCAUAAUUUGUUGUGUGUAUAAUAUAGAUAUUAUAAACCUAUGGUUGUGCAAUUUUCUAGGGCUUAAUUCUGUUGGGUAAAAGUGAGGAAUUGUGGUUGUUGAGGGGAAAAACAGAAAAGGGGGCAGGAGAGAGAGAGAGAGAGAGAGAGAGAGAGAGAGAGAGAGAGAGAGAGAGAGAGUACUAUAAUGUUAUCUUGCCAGAAGAUAUGUUAACUUUAUAAACUGUCUUCCCAUGAUGUUAAAUUUAUGAAGCAUUCACGAAUCUGUGUUCUUGACACUAUUUGCUUGACACAUAUUCUGGUGAAAGGAGAUACUUACUUUGGCCAAAAUGUCAUUUCAUUUACAGUGAACAUCAAAGGCAGUUUUUUUUAAUCACUUUGAUGCUGGAAUUAGGAGCACAAAGGAGAAUAAUACUGUGUUUUGGUGAGUUUUAUUAUAUAAAUGUUACUGUGUAUCCACUUCAAAUUUUAUGACAGUUAUUAAUGUUUUGGUUUGGUAGUUUCAAGUUGGAGUAAUAUGUCAUAUGAGCAAUUGUGAAUACAUGGAUGAGAAAGCCAUUCAUUCUAGUCAUUAGAGUAUGACAGUACAAAAUAUAUGGUCUGUUUCCUAUGUAACUGUAAGAAGCAAUGAAAAUGUAUUUAUUUAUUUAUUUUGUGACCACUGGAGAAACUGCUAAAAUGAUCUACAUAGAUUUACUGUGUUGCACAGUUUUUUCUGGAAUCUUUUGGGAUGAUGUUCAAAACCUUGAUUGACUACAAAAGUUUAUUUGCAUGGGGUGUUACCUGUAUACAAACAUUCCUUCAUUGAGUGUGUUGAUAAAUACAAUAUUAAUAUUUGUACUUUGGUUGUCCUGGGAUCAGUUUGUAAAACAAUGUGAAUGUCAAGUUAUCCAGAAACAAACUGAAACAGCAUAUAACCAUUUGAUAAAAAUCAGUGAUGUGUGUUAUAUAUAGUAUGCCUAAAAGGUACUAUUCAUACUACAUUCCAAAUUAUGUCUGGAGCUAUAGGAGAAUAUUACUCUAUGUGAUUAACAUCUAUAUAUACUUGACCUCUGUACUGACUCAAUGAAACUAUAUUACAUGUUUCUGAAUGUGGAUGUCUUUUCUUCAUUACACCAUAGUUAAUCUAAGAAUUGUGCCCUUCUUUACAUAAUGUUUUUUAGUUAAUUUUAACCAUGGAAUUUAUUUAUUUAUUGCAUUUUAACUAUGUGUGUGUUUGUUAGCAAAGUAUUUAAUUAUUUCAUGUGAAUAAAAUGAGGAGAUAAUUUAUGUAGUUCUCUGAAUUUGUUUACACAAGACUGUUUUGGGGGCAAAGUUAAAAACUCCUGAUGGCGUCCUCCUGCAGCUUCAUUAAUUUAUGUAUGUGAAUAGGGCUGAAUUUGCCUGUCGCACAUGACAGUGAGUGUUAACCAUUAACUGUAACCUAACAUAACCAUAGUUAACAAUGUAUCUGCAUUUUGCCAAACAAUAGAAAAUCCAGGAUGGAAUGUAACAAUAUUAGAAAGCGAAAGUUGCUACAAAGAAGAGCCCUGCCAAUGUGGAGGAAAACAAACGAUGACACCUGUUGACCUGUCCAUCGUUGCUGGCCCCAUGCACUUUCCAAGACCUGUGGUUGGCCAAUGAUGCUCUAGUGAAGCAUGCUGAACACUGGAGACAGAUAUGAGCCUCCUAUACACAAUAGUGACAACUUACAAUAUGUGAAGAUCAUGAAUGUAUACAUAAAUGUAUAACUAUUAUUUAAUUAUAUUUGUGACCUAGUAUAUAUAGCCUAUUAAUUAAUUACAGAUUUAGCUCAUACAUGUUUUUUUUUUUUUAAAAAAAAAGAAACAAACUCUGGAAUUUAUUUGCUAACUGAGAAUUUCUCAACAUUAGCUGUAUUAGGUGUAAAUCUACUACCAACAGUGGCACUUGAACAGGUUAUCCUUUGAUCUUCCCAUUUGACACCCAAGUCUAUUUAGACUCUUCCAGACUUGACAUUUCAAUAGUGAUCCAGCAGGGAGUUUUUCUUUAAUGUUCCAACUUUUCAGACUUUAUCCAAUUUUUGUUUCCACAUUGAUUCUCUGGUUGUAGAUUGACUUUCGUUUAGUGGACAUUCAACUUUUAUGAAAUCUUUCAUAGAUUUAAGUCUUGCCACCACUGGCUGAUGUGUGUACAGGGGAUGUUUUCUAUUUUUGCACUGCCUACUUCAUUUGGCCAUUGCCAACGUUUUCCAUCUGAUCUGUGGGAGGGCUAUUCCAGAACACAUACAAAGUAGAUCACGGUUUGUAGGUUUCAGGCAUCCUGUAAUUAAUUGACAAGAGUCAUUCAGUGCUGCAUCUAGCUUCUGGGCAUGUGUCGUUCUUCUCCAUACAUGCAUAUUCAGCUGGAUCAAAGCACAAUGCCAGGGUGAUUCAUGUAGAAUUUCAGGAUUUGCUCCCCAGUGUGAGUUGGUAAGUUUGCGGAUUAUACCAUUCCAUGUGUUGGCUUUCAGUCUAGUUCUUUCUACAUAUUACUUGUAAGACAAUGUUCCAUCUCAUUUGAUUCCAAGGUAAAAUGGGUUUGGCCAGUGUUUAAGGUUCCAUUCCAGUUGUAAUUACCUGUUUGCUUUCUUAUUGUUCAGAUGAAAUAAAGAAGUCUGCAUCUUUGCUGGAUUCGGUUGCAGUUGGUUCCCAUUGUAAUAUUCAGUUAGUACUUCUAAGGCAUCUACUUGGUUUCUCUCAAUCUGUUUGAUUGAUCUGGAGUGGCAGGGGCAAUGGCAACAUCAUCAGCAUAGAUAAAACUUCUUGUUGUUGGUCAUUUGUUUACAGAUUGAAAAGUAGAGGGGACAAAACACCACCUUGUGGGAGCCCAUUCUUCUGGUCCCUCCAUCAGUGACCUCACAACUUCAGUAAGAUGGUAGUUUCCAGUUAUUUUGAAAAAUUUUCCCAGGAGAAUUUUGUGGUUUAUUGUGUCAUAUGCUGCUAAUAAGUGGACAAGCACCACACCAGUUUUUCUCCCUUCUCAAAAGCGUCCUUUGUGAUUGUGUUAGGCAGAGGACCUGUCCAGUGCAAGACUUACCGGGUCUGAAUCCUGCUUGUUGUGGAAUGAUUUGGCUAUCUACUCUAUUCAAGAUAAGACAUUCAUAUAGUUUGAAAGGGCAACACAGCAGUGUUAUUGGAUGAUAGUUCUUGGCUUCAUCUCUUGAUUUACCUGGCUUUGGGAUAGCUACUACCUUGACCUUCAACCGUAGCUUAGGUACUGUCUUGUUAGACCAGCAGAAAUUAUGAAGUUGUAAGAGCCAUUCCUCAGCUAUGGGCCCUAAGCUAUGUAUAAAUUCAUUAAUGAUAUCAUGGGACCUGCGAUCUUCCUGGGUUUCAAGGAACUGAUUGCAGCUUCCACAAUUCUGUUGAUGUGAAGUAUGGUUCAGGUGGUUUUUCAGCCACUUGUGACCUCUUAUAUGAGAUGACAGUCUUGCUGUUCUUCGUCGCUUUACCAUUCAAAACGAGCUGAUGUGCGAUUUGAUUAGCUGUCAUGGAAACCUGAUCCUUGGGGGCUGUUGGUUUGCUAGACAAUUGUUUCAUGAGGUUCCAAGCUCUUCUGCUAUUGUGCUUCAUGUCAAGACUCUCCAACCUAUGUUUCCAGAACUCUUGUUGGUCUUUCUUAUAGUUUCAAUCAGCUGAUCCCAAAGUUCUAUGGUUUCUUUGCUGAAAGGGUCCUGGCUGUACUGAUCCAGGUAUUCGUUAUAUAUUUGUUUCAUAUCCAGGAAUGUGGGCUAAUACUUCCAUAUGUUCCUGAAAAAUUCCUUGUUCCAGUAUAGAAACUGAACAAUGCUGACUCCAAUAAUGCCAUAUCAUGUCCCCUACUCUACGAAACCUCUAUUGUUAAGGCUUCAGUCUCUUCCUACCUAAGAGGUCCAAAGUUGCUACCGACAGGAGUCCCGUUUUUCCACUAAAAGUGUAUGCUCUGUUUUGUUAACUAUGUCUGCCAAGCAACACUUCAUCUUUCAUUUGCUUUUGCAGUUUUCUGUUUUACUGGGAAUAUACUCUGGCUGUUGAGAAAUUCCCAUUAAGUGAAUGCUUACUGUGAUGCUGUUCACUUUUAUUUCUGCUUCAAUAGUCCCAUGCCUGAUGGUCCACCACUCCACUUUCAUAACAAUCCAGUUGGUGGCAUUGUUUCUGAAUGUUGUACACUUGUAUGCACCUAAAACUUUUUACUCCUGAGGAAAAUACGUUCUGCUUAUGCUGUUUUAAGUUGCUAUUUCCACCUCCUUCAUAUGCAUAGUGAUCUAUGGGCAGCAAACAAAUUCUUCAAAUUUUACGUCUGUGCUCUUGACAUAUCAGGUGGAAGCCCUCUCAAAAAUGCACCAAACACCUUGUGCUCUGCCCCUUGCAGAACAGUUUUCUCCAUUUGUUCAUUCUCGUAGGUCUUUGCACUGAUUUUCCUGAUUCUACCUAAGAAUGCUUUCACCAACUUGUUUCACUUCUGGGGUGUCUCAGUAAGUUGUUCCCUGAGGAAUCCAGCCUGUCUUGCUUGCGGCAAUGCUAAUAAUCCCUUAUUAAGUUGUUCAAACGUUCACACUUAUUCACCCCCCCCCCCCCCCCCCCCACUGCCAUGAUAUAUGAUGCACAUCUUUGCAUCCCCCAAAUUAGCCACAUGCAAACAUAUCUUGUUUGGCCAGUUACCCAGACUAACAGCAGCUUCCAUAUUGUCAAUAAACACUGAUGCAUCCUCAAUUACUUGCCCAAAAAAACAGACAGUAGGUGAAUUGCAAUAAGAUCCACAGAAGGAACUGGUAUACUGACUGAAGCUUUUGCCUCCAUCACUGACUUGCUGAGCUCACUUUCUGCCCUGAAAGUGUUACAUGCCUUUGUAAUGCAGCAUUCUUCCCAUGCAGUUUGGCCAUCUGUUUCGUCAAAAUUUUGACCACAUUCUGCACAAUCACUGCAUACAUUUCUGGCAUUUGUCCAACCUCUAUCUUACAAUAAAAUUUAAUACAAUAUGCUUCAAGUGCACUACAAAGCAAUGAAAUCCAUCAUAAAAAACUUGGACAGAGGUACAAAGGUGUAGCCACUACGUAGCUCCAUUUUAUUAAUGACAGACUCAUUCCUAUUCUUAAUGUUCAACUUUAUUCUGAAGCAAUGAGCCAGACAUUAACAUGGAACGUCUAAGACAAAACAAACAAAAAGCAAAGAGUAAAUGAUUAUGUGCACACUAGAGUCUUUGCCACUGCUCCUGUACUGUGCACAUGCAACUAUUCAUCUGUGUGUUCCCACACAGCCCUCUCCCUGAAGAGUGGAACUCGAGGAAUGUGUGGAAACUUGUACUGGACCCUUUGCCUGGCUCUUGUGCAAAUUUCCGGCUGUACUUCCUCCAUCGUUGUAUCCUCUCAUGACUUCAUCUGGCUCACUGUCCUAGCAAUGAGACCGUGAGCACUGAUGCACCAAAUGCCCAUAAUAUUGCCAUGUGUCAUUCAUAGCUUGCAUAGCCUGCAUUCAAGGUCAUUCAUGUCCUGUUAAGUUACCAUAUUGGCACCUAACUGGCUGGAGGUAGUACUCUCUCAGAUUACCCCUAAACUAUAUCAGGUCCCCAGGUUCCUCUGGUGUCUCAAACUGUACCCAGAAAUACCAGUGCACAUCAGUCCUAUACACACAUCAGUCCUAUACACAAUGUCUGUGUGUAAGAACAACACGACAAAGGCCUCAAAAAUAUAAAGGUCACUUACCAUACUUUUAGAGCUCAGUGAGGUCACAGUCAGUUUGCCUUUCUGACAAAUGACAGCAGAUGACAUUGCAGAAGGUACUUCUGAUACCAAAUUCACAGGUGAUGAAUGUGGCCUCCACUAUGGUAGAGGAAACGACUAUAUGAGGGUUAGGAAGUAAUGUCUGUUCCUUGAUCGACAUGUGGGUUAAGAGUGGGGGCUGUGACUGAAAGCAAGUGGAGGACCAGUAGUAGGAUAUCCCUGGUUGAAUUAGACAUUUACACUAGUUACGUACAUAGGUAUGAUCACUGCUAGAGGGAAGGUCAUUGACUAUUGGGGGGAUGUAGUGGCUCACAGAGCUCAACGAGCAGUCAUCAGCAGGUAUGCUACUGACUGCAGCAGGUGACACAAACUCCACAUGGGACAGCAGCAUGCCAUUUCUACUGCAGUCAGUAGGACACCUGUAACUGGCAGUGACAAUGUGUUGCAGCUGAUGUAGGAUAGUCCCAUCCAGAAAUGUGGCCUUCAUUGGGACACAGUACCUCAUGGAAGGAUGUGAUACUCAAACUAUAGUCCCCCAUCAUGACCGAUGUUAAAGGCAUGUGCCCACCCUAGGUGGUGAUUGGUGUUGAUGGGAGCCUUUGGGAACUUGUGCAUUGUGACAGAAAGAUUGUGCAGCCCCGAUCUUGGACUCUGCUGCCAGCAGAGGAAGACUCAGGAAUGUGAAGAAAUUGAUUCAUAUGCAUACAGUCACGAGCAUAAGUGGUUGCCAGCCACUACUGGAGAUGAGAUUCUUGGUUGAUGACUUCAUCUAGCAGUGCAGUUGGUGGAUGGCAUCAUGUAGACACCCCAAAUUGGUCAUGUACAGAAAAAAUAGGUGAGCAUCUGAGAACUAGGUACAUCUGAGCACAUUUGAGGAUGCAGUUCUGAUUUGGGGUACAUGUAUGAGAGUCUUUUUGGCAGUAGUUCUCCAGUGUUUCUACCCACACUUCAAAAUAGACAACAAACUGUAGCAGCCAUGUGUUGCCAUUUGGUGGCGAUAACUUCAUUUGUGUGGCUCUUUUUGUUUAGUCAGCUCUUGAAGGAGCCUAGCCUGAGCUAUAGUGUCGCCCAGCUUCGCCAUUCAGAGGUGCUGGCUAGUUCCUUCCACUUUGCCAGCUCUUGUUCUAAGAAUACAUCUUAUUACUUCAUAGUGUGUGGGCACCACAGUUCAUCAUCUCUCUUGCUAUGACAUUAUUUGGCUGCAUUGGUGCCAGGCAUUUUAAUGCUCCAGAAUAGGGCAUGGCACAAUAAUAUUCUCUCACAGACCUAUAAACAUGUAUUUUAUGCAAAUUUUGGUACUUCAGCAAUUUACUGAAGCAAAGAAAACAUCGGCAAACAGAGUAUGGUUUCACGAGUUGCAACCAUUGCAGCAAAGUUCACAGUGAUCAAGGAAAGAUUUCUUUUGUAUUUGAUUCAGUUUUCAAUUAAAUUUGUACAACAAGAAACUAACUAUGGUUUAUAAACUAACUAUGGUUUAUGAUGACCAUCUCCAAAACCUGAGUAAACACAAUUUUCCAACCACAUAGUCACCAUAUGUAAAUAUGGCAUAGCCAGAAAGUAAUAAACCAAAAAUACUUCAUCAGUUUAUGUGAAAAUGUGAGCACCACAUACAAACUUCAAAACAGGCCUGCUGAUUCUAUACAUCUGAGAGACUCUCUUCUGAUACAUUGUGUGGCAGUACAUCAGAAGGAGAGAGAUAGAGACAGAGACAGAGACAGAGAGAGAGAGAGAGAGAGAGAGAGAGAGAGAGAGAGAGAGAGAGAGAGAGAAGUAUAAUUUUCACUUUGCCAUGACUGCAGUGGUGAGAACUCCUCCACACCAAAUCUGGAAUAUGAAGCUAUGAGUAUCAAUAGUAUAACUAGACAACUUUAAAACAAGUGUGGUUAACACUCACCUUGAUUCUGUGUGGUUCAUACCUGGGCAUCAUGUGUAUGGUGCCAUACCAGCUUCUGCCCGAUCAGUAUAAGCUUGUCUUAAUCCCAUUGGGUCAAUUUUGUAAUGAAAAUACAUAUCAGAUACAAAAAAGUUUUUUUAUUAGAUGGUGGCUAAGACCAAAACCAUUUGAACAAUAAAGUUUUUAAUGCAAUGCAGAGGUUUUUCUUGAAACAGGGUUACAUUCUAGUACAUAACGAUUUACCUUUCCUGUUAUUUUUCUCUAAAAUCAUGGCAGGUAAAUGCUAAAAUUGUUCCUAUCAGUAAACUAUGGUUGACAGCCCUUUUCCAAUUUUGGUUUUGAUCUGUCUCUAAUGAUCUCAUUGUCAGUGGUGCUACAAACCUCAAUCAUACCUCCUUUUUUUUAUUCAAGUGUAAUUAUCCAUUUUUGCUUUGUUAUUUAAAUGAAGAGUGAGCAAAUACCAUAAAUUAAAAGGGAUUUUGAUGCAUUACUUGAAAUACAUAAAUCAAGAUAGCCACACACUAAAGCUUUUUUUUCAAAAUGGAACUGGUUUUUUGGGUAUUUUGAGAGUCAUGGCUAUCUUGUUUUGUGUGACUUGUUACAUUUUUUUGCUUCUUCCAGAUUGACAAAUUGUUUCUGCACAAAAUAAGGCGGGCAGGGGGGAUGGGGGGGGGGGGGGGAUCUAAUGUAUAGACUGUCAAAGUACAAAUUGUAGACAUUAAAAUAAAUGCAGUUUUUGAUAAAAAUGUCAUGUGGUAUUAGCAUUUCUCCAUGGUCACCUAUACUGUGUGUGUUUUCCAUGUAGUCAUUUGUCAUAUGUGUCUAUUAUAAACAUAAAUGAUUGUGUGCAGCUAUGUAUACUUUAUUAUGUAUAAUGCAUGUCUGUAAAUCGAUGUAUUGCUCAUAUACUAAAAUAAAUGUUUCAUA